This is a messenger RNA of Macadamia integrifolia, 892 nucleotides long. RefSeq names its product ran-binding protein M homolog. The record is from RefSeq and is a predicted model, not a curated record. The coding region runs from base 122 to 841 and encodes 239 amino acids. Gene Ontology annotation, molecular function: protein binding. Gene Ontology annotation, cellular component: cytoplasm. NCBI's taxonomy places the organism in Eukaryota, Viridiplantae, Streptophyta, Magnoliopsida, Proteales, Proteaceae. Gene Ontology annotation, biological process: cytoskeleton organization; cell surface receptor signaling pathway. The transcript is spliced from 5 exons.
CUGCAUUAGUGAGCUCUGUCAGAGUGGGAGUGAUUCAAGUACAACAGACAAGAAAGAAUUUCGUGAAGGUUGUUUUGAUACUGGAGAGGGAAACAGAAAGAGUGAUUGGUUUCUGGUUCAAAUGGUGGGUGAUCAAGAUAGUGGUGGAUUCAGUCUUGACCUGUCAAAAUUCAGCUUGAGACAGGGCACGGAUCAUAUGGACGUGGAGGAGGAAGAAGAGGUUCCGAAGCAUCUCAACACCAUAAAUACUUAUGGUGGGUUUCUCGUGGUUUCGACGGAUAAGCUUUCUGUUCUGUAUACAACUGUUAAUUUGCACGGCCACGAUGUGGGAGUUGUACAGGCGAAUUGUCCGGCACCAGUGAAGAGGCUGGUGUACUAUUUCGAGAUUUUCGUGAAGAAUGCUGGAACAAAGGGUCAGAUUGCUAUUGGGUUUACAAAUGAACAUUUUAAGAUGCGAAGACAACCCGGUUGGGAAGCCAACAGUUAUGGGUACCAUGGGGAUGAUGGACUGCUUUACCGAGGACAAGGAAAGGGAGAAACCUUUGGCCCAACUUUUACAUCUGGUGAUACAGUUGGUGGUGGGAUAAACUAUGCUUCACAAGAGUUCUUUUUCACUAAAAACGGAAAACUAGUUGGAACGGUGUACAAGGACGUUAAGGGUCCGUUGUUUCCUACAAUUUCUGUCCACAGCCAAAAUGAAGAGGUGAAUGUCAACUUUGGGCAGCAACCAUUUGUUUUUGAUGUUGAGGCUUUUGUACAGGAGGAAAGAAUGAAGCAGCAGAUGAUUAUUGAGAAAAUAUCACUGCCUCCUAACAUUAGUCAUUGGUAUGUUCUCCAUUGACUGGAGCUUGCUUUUCCCUAGACUUUCCAUUUAUGGGUAAAGGCUGAAAGU